Messenger RNA from Aspergillus saccharolyticus JOP 1030-1, 594 nucleotides. RefSeq names its product Tim17/Tim22/Tim23/Pmp24 family protein. Gene Ontology annotation, biological process: mitochondrial respiratory chain complex I assembly. Bases 1 to 594 code for a protein of 197 amino acids. Lineage: Eukaryota; Fungi; Ascomycota; Eurotiomycetes; Eurotiales; Aspergillaceae. The transcript has 4 exons. The record is from RefSeq and is a predicted model, not a curated record.
AUGGCCUCUCACUCCGAUGACCACGAUUAUCACCCCAAGGAUGCGCUUCAGGCAUCCUUGAAGACCACCAUGCUCACUGGUGGAGUGGGUCUCUUCGCCUCCGCCGUUCAGAACACCCUGACUAAGAAGAACGUCGGACCCUGGGGUGUGUUCACGAGGACUGGCGGCACGAUCGGUAUUUUCGCCGCCAUGGGAGGUACCUACGAGUUUGUGAAGACUGCUUCCGCCAACCUUCGUCAAAAGGAAGACCACUACAAUGUCGCCCUGGGAGGUUUCUUCUCCGGUGCUAUUCUCGGACUUAGACUCCGCACUUUCCCCGCCGUCCUCGGUUACGGUGUUGGCCUGGCCGUCACCCUCGGCGCCUUCGAAUACGCCGGUGGCUCUCUCUUCGGUCAGCGGCGGGAUCCGACUGUCGACGAGUUCGAGCGCCGGGAGAAGAUCAGAACGGCAUACAGAACCUCCGGAGAGGAGACUUUGGCUCAGCUGGGUGAGGGACGAGGCAUCUACGGCCCUGGCUAUGCGGAGAGACGGGCGCAGAGAAUUAAGGAGGCAUACGGUAUCGAGGUUCCCACAUCGUCCGCUCCUGCAUCAUAG